Penicillium bovifimosum is the source of this 600-nucleotide messenger RNA. RefSeq lists its product as uncharacterized. The transcript has a single exon. NCBI's taxonomy places the organism in Eukaryota, Fungi, Ascomycota, Eurotiomycetes, Eurotiales, Aspergillaceae. The record is from RefSeq and is a predicted model, not a curated record. The coding region runs from base 1 to 600 and encodes 199 amino acids.
AUGAUUCCCAUCCAGUCGCGUUUGCAGGAGAUGGCCCUCCCCAAAGGCUCUCCUCCCAUCGCCUGCACCGAUCCAGCACAGCCAACCUUCACCUGGACCAGCACCGCAUCUUCCAUCAUGUCGAGUCCCUUCGCUCCUCCGCCAACUCCCUGCGACUCUCUCCUUGACAUCCGCCCUCGCAAGUCAUCCUUCUCGAGCGAGAUGGCAGCCGCAUAUGCCUUCCCCUCCUGGCCCAAUCGACCAGCUCUCUCCAGCAACGACUCCUACGCCAAUGCCUACCUUUCGGAUGACGACUUGCUAUGGAUGCCCGAGAACUCCGCCGUCGAACAGGCCGUCAAGGAAGCCACCCAAGACUCCGUCGAUUCCAUCACGACCGAACAACAGCUCCUGCGCCUGCGCGCCAUCCGCGAACAAGAGGAUCGUGCCAACUUCCUAGCCAAAGUCGAGGCCCACGCGCGAGCCACCAAAGCCCUGCGAUCCGCCAAACAGGCCGCUGUCACUGAGCGCGAGACCAACUCAAAGCGCAAGAAGCGCCGUGUCGUGCCAACCCCCAAGCCCAAGCGACGUGCUCACUCGGCCUCCAAGGUGUCGGGUCACUAA